Pseudophryne corroboree (corroboree frog) is the source of this 470-nucleotide messenger RNA. RefSeq names its product chromosome 1 C5orf63 homolog (gene C1H5orf63). Bases 66 to 401 code for a protein of 111 amino acids. Lineage: Eukaryota; Metazoa; Chordata; Amphibia; Anura; Myobatrachidae. The record is from RefSeq and is a predicted model, not a curated record. The transcript is spliced from 4 exons.
GCUGCAGUAAGCAGGCACUUAACAGAGGGGCUGCUCCAAGCAGCCCUGAGAAAAGCUUUUAUGAGAUGUUCCAUGUGAGACAGCAAAUACAGUGUUCAACACUUCAGUUGUUAAGAAGAUGUUAUAUGUCACAGAAGGGUAGACCAGUGCUGACUCUGUUUACAAAGAAUCCAUGUCCACUUUGUGAUGAAGCUAAGGAAGUACUCGCACCAUAUAUGGAUAGGUUUGUUUUAGAACAAGUGGAUAUCACUCUUCCAGAGAACGCAGCUUGGUAUAACCGGUACAAAUAUGACAUUCCUGUGUUUCACCUGGAUGGGCAGUUUCUGAUGAUGCACAGAGUAAAUAUUAAAAAAUUGGAGAGACACCUCGGUAAACUGGAGCAAGAAGAUGAACUAAAGUGACCCAUAAAAAUAAAAAUACUGGUUUGUAGUAUUUCUGCAUUUUGUGUAAAAUAAAAUGUCAUUAUGGUA